AUGAGAGUCCCGCGGCCCGUCCUGAUUCUCGCCGCCGUGAUCCUGGACCCGACGUUGUUGCUCCUGGGGGAGGCGGUAUGUCACCGUAAUGACUCCGACUUAAGUGCCGCCGGCCAAAGGUCGGGAGAGACUUUGCUCAGACGUAGACGGGAGCUCACUUUUCCAAAGGGAAGCGCCUUCGUGAUGACCCUGAGUCUUCUGAAGGCUAUCCAGCUUAAUGAGCCAAAAAGUUGGAACCUAGAUCUAGAAUUCGACACGAUAUGGCCUAUACCUAGCCAGGAAGAUUUGAGGAGAGUUGCGAUCAGAAGACCGUCCAAACUGAAACGACGACACAGACGCGAACUCUAUGCCAAUUUGGAAUUAGCACUGGACAGUCGAAAUCUACCAGGACGAUUAUGCAUUCUGCGCACAAUUUGCGAGGCGGAAACGUUACUAAGUCCCCCGGGAUUUUCGAUCAUCGAGGACUCUAUACGAAUUAUUUUAAGGAAUUUCGAAGAUGCUGAUAAUUAUGACUGCUACGACGUCGCGUAUCGAACGAAAAGUGACUGCGCGGUUGUUUAUCCUUGUCCGUUUUCACUGUUGAAAUUGUUGUUAUAUAAU
This is a messenger RNA of Wasmannia auropunctata (little fire ant), 600 nucleotides long. RefSeq lists its product as uncharacterized. The record is from RefSeq and is a predicted model, not a curated record. The transcript has 4 exons. NCBI's taxonomy places the organism in Eukaryota, Metazoa, Arthropoda, Insecta, Hymenoptera, Formicidae. The annotation marks the transcript as partial.